AUGCCUGCUGUCGAUGUUUCAUCCGUCCCUGCUGUCUCCGGCAAGGAGACUGCUCAGUCCGUCGCUGUCCUCGAGGACUUGAUCAAGAACCUCAACAUCUCUACUAGCCAAGAUGAGGUGAAUGCUGCUUCGAACGACCUUGCUCACCUUCUGAGCGGUCCUAUUCCCGAGCAGGCUCUGCCCCUCAAAGCCGUUGAGAUUCUCAAGAAGCAGCUUGCCAACAAGAAGGAUGCCGUCGCCCGUGAGCGUGCCUGCGAUGCCAUCCGGGCCGUCGCCUCCCACGCCACUAUCGCCUCUGGUGUUGAGCCCCAUCUCGUUACCCUUCUGGGCCCAGUCCUCGCUGCUGUCGGUGACAAGAUGGUUCCCGUCAAGAACGCUGCUCAGGGUGCUGCUAUCGCCAUUGUCAAGGGCAUUAACGGCAAUGCCGUCAAGGCCGUCCUUCCUCCCAUCCUUGAGUCUCUUGCCAACGCCCAGAAGUGGACCGAGAAGAUGUGCGCUCUUGAGUGCGUCACCUCGCUUGUCGAAUCGGCUCCCGCUCAGCUCUCCUUCCGUGUCCCUCAGCUGAUCCCCGUCGUUUCCGAGGCCAUGUGGGAUACCAAGACCGAGAUCAAGAAGGCCGCUUACUCCACCAUGGAGAAGGUUUGCGGUCUGAUCGUUAACAAGGAUAUCGAGCGCUUCAUUCCUGAACUGAUCAAGUGUAUCGCCAAGCCCGAGAACGUCCCCGAGACCGUUCACUUGCUGGGUGCCACCACUUUCGUUUCUGAUGUCACGGGACCUACCCUUGCCAUCAUGGUUCCCCUGCUUGACCGUGGUCUCGAUGAGCGUGAGACCGCUAUCAAGCGUAAGUCUGCUGUCAUCGUCGACAACAUGUGUAAGCUCGUGGAGGACCCUCAGAUUGUCGCUCCCUUCUUGCCUAAGUUGAUGCCCCGUCUGGAGAAGAACCACGACAACCUGGCCGACCCUGAGGCCCGUGGUAAGACCAAGCAGGCCUUGGAAACCCUCAUCCGUGUCGGUGAUGUUAAGGAUGGCAAGAUCCCCGAGAUCUCCACCGCCGGUGACAUCGAAACUGUUGCUGCUAUCUUGAAGCAGAUCCUUGAGCCCAAGUUCAAGGGCAAGAUCGAGGGUGCCGACGCCGUCCUCACCUACGUUGCUGCUAUUGCCGGUCAGCUUGUCGACGAGAAGGAGAGCGAAGUUGUCAGCUGGACUCAGAACGCUCUUCCCUAUAUCUCUACCCUUAUUGGCGAGGACGAGGCCAAGCCCAUCGCCGAGGAGCUUCGCAAGAAGGCCUCUCCCGAUGCCCAGGCCGCCGACGACGUUCCCUCUGAUGAGGAAGAGGGUGAGGACCUUUGCAACUGCACUUUCUCCCUGGCCUACGGUGCCAAGAUCCUGCUCAACCAGACUCACCUGCGUCUGAAGCGUGGCCAGCGCUACGGUCUGCUGGGUCCCAAUGGUACCGGAAAGACCACCCUCAUGCGUGCUAUCAACAACGAGCAGCUCGAGGGCUUCCCUAAGAAGGACGAAGUUAAGACCGUCUACGUCGAGCACGACUUGGAUGCUGCCGACACUGAACAGACUGUAAUUGGCUGGACCAUGAAGAAGCUCCGUGAGGUUGGCCUUGACAUCCAGCAGACUGAGGUCGAGACCAAGCUCGAGGAGUUCGGCUUCCUCCGCGAACAGUUCGAGGGUCCUAUCACCUCUCUGUCUGGUGGUUGGAAGAUGAAGCUGGCUCUUGCCCGUGCCGUCUUCGAAAGCCCUGAUAUUUUGCUUCUGGACGAACCUACCAACCACUUGGAUGUCAAGAACGUCGCCUGGUUGGAGAACUACCUCUGCACCUCCCCUUGCACUUCAAUCAUUGUGUCCCACGACAGCAAGUUCUUGGACAAUGUCAUCCAGCACGUCGUCCACUACGAGCGCUUCAAGCUUAAGCGUUACCGUGGUUCCCUGAGUGAGUUCGUCAAGAAGGUCCCCGCUGCUCGCUCCUACUACGAGCUUGGUGCCUCCGAGAUGGAGUUCAAGUUCCCCGAGCCCGGCUUCCUCGAGGGUGUCAAGACCAAGGCCAAGGCCAUUAUCCGUGUCUCCAACAUGUCCUUCCAGUACCCUGGAACCCCCCGUCCCCAGCUUUCCGACAUCAGCUUCCAGGUGUCGCUGGGCUCUCGUAUUGCCGUCAUCGGUCCCAACGGUGCUGGUAAAUCCACCCUGGUCAACGUCCUGACUGGUGAAUUGAUCCCCACCACCGGUGACGUCUACCAGCAUGAGAACAUCCGUAUCGCCUACAUCAAGCAGCACGCCUUCGCUCACAUCGAUAACCAUCUCGACUCGACCCCCUCUGAGUACAUCCAGUGGCGUUUCCAGACCGGUGAGGACCGUGAGACCAUGGACCGUGCCAACAAGAUCGUCACCGAUGAGGACGAGAAGGCCAUGGACAAGAUCUACAAGAUCGACGGCAGCCAACGUCGUGUCAUCGGCAUCCACUCUCGUCGUAAGUUCAAGAACACCUACGAGUACGAGUGUUCCUUCCUGCUUGGUGAGAACAUCGGCAUGAAGAGCGAGAAGUGGACUCCUAUGAUGACCAGCGACAACGCCUGGAUUCCUCGUACCGAGAUCAUCCAGUCCCACGCCAAGAUGGUUGCCGACGUUGAUCAGAAGGAGGCCCUUGCCAGCGGUCAGUUCCGUCCUCUGGUCCGUAAGGAAAUUGAGGCCCACUGCGAGCAGUUCGGUCUGGACGCCGAGCUGGUCUCUCACUCCCGUAUGCGCGGUCUGUCCGGUGGUCAGCGUGUCAAGGUCGUCCUUGCCGCCUGCUCUUGGCAGCGUCCUCACGUUAUCGUCCUCGACGAACCCACCAACUACCUGGACCGUGACUCCCUGGGUGCUCUGUCCAAGGCUCUUAAGUCCUUCGAGGGUGGUGUUGUUAUUAUCACUCACUCCCGCGAGUUCACUGAGAACCUCACUGAGGAAGUCUGGGCUGUCGUUGACGGAAAGAUGACCCCCUCCGGCCACAACUGGGUUCAGGGACAAGGCUCUGGCCCCCGUCUCACGAACAAGGAUGAUCCUGACGCCGAGACUUUCGAUGCCAUGGGCAAUAAGAUUGUUGUCGAGAAGAAGAAGAAACUCACUGGAUCUGAGCUUAGAAAGAAGAAGAAGGAGCGUGCAGCUCGCCGAAAGAGAGGUGAAGACGUCUUUUCUGAUGAAGAUGAUAUUUAG
This is a messenger RNA of Aspergillus tanneri, 3201 nucleotides long. RefSeq names its product putative translation elongation factor eEF-3 (gene TEF3). The record is from RefSeq and is a predicted model, not a curated record. Lineage: Eukaryota; Fungi; Ascomycota; Eurotiomycetes; Eurotiales; Aspergillaceae. Gene Ontology annotation, molecular function: ATP binding; translation elongation factor activity; ATP hydrolysis activity. The transcript is spliced from 3 exons. Bases 1 to 3201 code for a protein of 1066 amino acids.